This is a messenger RNA of Abrus precatorius (Indian licorice), 1178 nucleotides long. RefSeq lists its product as uncharacterized. The record is from RefSeq and is a predicted model, not a curated record. Lineage: Eukaryota; Viridiplantae; Streptophyta; Magnoliopsida; Fabales; Fabaceae. Bases 184 to 1167 code for a protein of 327 amino acids. The transcript has a single exon.
UUUUCUUUCCCAAAUACCAUUAAUGCUACCAAUAACACUUUCUGGCAGCACCAAGCUUUCAAUUCUAGAUACAGCUUGUCACUGAGAUCUCCAUCAUUCUUCUCCCACUUUUCCUAUCCUUUCUCAUCGCAUUUUCAUCAUCCAUCAUUCAUCAUAUUGUGCACUCAAAGUUCGUCAUUGACAAUGCAAGACUCAAUUGGGAUCCCAGCUUGCUUUUCUUCUGCAGUUAAAUCAAUCGAUGAUCAUCACACAGCAGUGACACGUUCAGGUCAAAGCGUGCACGUGUCUGUAUAUAGAACAAAGAUCGCUGAUCACUGCCGCUUGAUAACCAUCACAUGGUGCAAAAACUUGAUGCUUCAUGGUUUAUCAGUGUCAGUGGAAGGCCCAGAAGGAGAAAGCGAAACCCAAUAUAGCUGCAAGGUUGAGCUAAAGCCGUGGUACUUUUGGAGAAAACAUGGUUCUAAGCGCUUCAUGGUAGAUGGUAACAAAGCGGUUGACAUAUUCUGGGACCUUAAAGCUGCAAAGUUUAACGGUGAAACAGAACCAACCUCGGAGUACUAUGUAGCAGUGGUUUGUGAUGAAGAGGUUGUCUUGCUUCUCGGUGAUCUAAAGAAAGAAGCCUAUAGAAGAACUGGGUGCAGGCCAGCUCUUAUAGACCCAAUUUUGGUUUCAAAAAAAGAACACAUUUUUGGGAAGAGAAAGUUCUCUACUAGAGCCAAGUUCCACGAGAAGGGUAGGUGCCAUGAGAUCCAAAUUGAGUGCAAGAACAAGGGUAUUAACGGAGGAGAUUCUUCAAGUGAGGUUCAGCCAGAGAUGGAGAUAAGAUUUGAUGGGCACUUGGUGAUCCACGUCAAGCACUUGCAAUGGAAAUUCAGAGGGAACGAGUCAAUUCAUCUCCACAAAAUGAGAGUGGAGGUAUAUUGGGAUGUUCAUGAUUGGCUCUUUAGUCCUGGUUUGAAACAUGCUUUGUUCAUUUUUAAGCCUAGUUUAUCCUGCACCACAUCAAUGUCAUCAUAUAAUUCACUAUCAUCAUCGUCAUCACCACCGUUAUCAUCUUCAUCCACACCAUUAUCAACUCAAACGGGUAGUUCUGGGUCAGUGGAGGGGUUUACUGUCAGUGAGUCCUCGGAAUUUUGUUUGUUUCUAUACGCUUGGAAGGUUGAAUGAAAAAGUAUCAU